ACGUACAGCGAUUCCCGUACCCGUUAUCAUAGCAGCAGCAGCAGCAGGAGCCACAACCAUUACCAUAUCCCACACCCCCUUUCCACGCGCCCCGCCUGACCUCAGCAAACGUGCACUCCCGUCAGAUACACACGCACAAUAAAAAAAACCCAAAACAAAAAAAGGACUGGGUGUUCAAAACUUCCUUCUCCCUAGCAACCCCAUGAAGUCCUCACCCGCCGUCUCCCUACUGCUCACAAACCUACGACUACUAGACUAUGAUGGGGAAGCUGAAGAUUCAUUUCCUGUCAGCCCCGAUGUUUUUACUUCGUUAAAGAACAAAGGGAAAGCUUUUGAGCACAUUGUUUACCACCUCUUUUCUUCCUUUGACCCUGAGGAAUGUACAAUUGUACGUUGCUUAUCAACAUUCUUCCCCCGCAACAACCCGGAUGACGGAAACUAGCUUUAAGAGGGUUUGGUAACGAGAGACUAAUUCCGGAGGGUAAAUUAGAGACUUGAGGGUUGUUGGCCGAUUUACGAACCCGCGCAAUCGAGGGAAUUUCGGAAUGUGGUGUUUAAAUGGCUCACCGACCUCAAGAGGGCUGGUCAGCUAGGGAAUAUCCUAGUCAGGAAGACUUUGCUGGAUGAUUGCUCCGGAGAACGUUACGAAGAGUUGUUGCUGGCAUUGUCUACAACGGUGCUAAGGGAUCGCAUUGAAAACGGAUUUUUCAAAGAUCUCACUCAGGGGACAUAUGGUGCGUGACCGGAUCGACGACCCCUCGAAGACCCAAAUUGCUAACACGUGGUGGGCGCGUUACAGCAUAUAACCAGACCUCCUCACCUGCGCCACGAGACCUGAAAAUCUUAAUACUCGCUCAUCAAGCAUCAUUGAGCCAACUUCUUCACGCCCGCCGUCUUUCCAAAGCUCAAUGGGCAUCCUUUUCGGCGUUCCUAGAUAGCAAAGAAACAGAAAUCUCAGCACUCUCUCAAUCUCUUCUACGAUCUAGUACGGAGGACACACAGAAGUCACUUCCUCGCGGAUACGAAGAAGACGUACUCAGAAAAUGGAGAAACAAUUGGCUCGGGGAUCAACGAUGGCUUGAUAUAUUGCUCCAGGGUGACCCUGAGUUCACUCGGGAGCAGUUUUUCGAGCUACCAUUUGAGAGGGCACUGACGAAACAUCACCAUUUCAGGGGUGGACUUGGGGGUGUGAGGAGUGGGGAGAUCAGCUUGAAGGCGCUAGAAAAACAGGUCCAAGAUCAAAAAAGGAAGCUGGGGGAGCUUCGGCAGCUGCGGCGGGACCACCUAGAAACUAUCCCUCAUGCUAGUCCACAAUCGACUCAAAAAGCUGCUUCGGCUGAGAGUGAGAAAAAGGCUGAGAAGCCGUUGAAGGUUGCAUUUGGUCGGCACCAGGUAAGAUACACCCCAACAACCGGGCUCCCAUCACUAAUGGGGCCGUAGCUCCUACAUAGUGGUCAGUUAGAGAUUACAAGGGAUUGCCUCACAGGUGAGAGAAACGAGUGUAUAUCUGCCCCUUCCUUGUUGCCCCCCAAAUAUACUAAAUAACCCAUUAGACACCGAACUGCUGGCAUCAUUACGCGAAGACCUUGCUACGACCAGCGCCCCCAGAGUACAUCGUGAAAUUGAGAAACUGCCGGAAUACCGCUUAAGGACUCCUGGCAAGCUGGAGCCUAUGGAAACCAAAGAGGGUGUUGGUAUGGACAAGGAAGCCCAAGGGGAAGAACAAACAAAGCUAUCCGAUCAGGCAGAGGGGGGAGAACAGUCGCCAGAACUGGAAGAUUAUAAGUCCGAAGAUUUGUCAAUCUACUCUGACUACCCUGGGUACGAAUACAAGGACACCUCAUCACCUGUACAAGAGCACACCCCACCUCGGAAACCGCCAAUGAAAGUUUCCCAACGAAUUCGUGAAUACGAGCCGCACCAAACAAACUCUACUGACGCUUCAGAUGAAGAUGAGCAUCUCAGCAGUUUAGAAGCCUCGGCUGUGUCAUUAACCCCACGUGUGCCCCACCAACACGACUCCAUGUCUGUAUCCCCAGAGCCAAGUAUGCCUAAAAGAUCCAUUGGUCGGUUUUCCCUUGGAUUUGGGGAUGACGAGCUUCUGGCUGAGCAGGUUUGUUUACUCCGCAUGAUCGCGGGUACAAGGAAUCGGCACCAAGGCUAACCCGACGAAUCAUAGAUUGUAUCAACGGUGGCAGGGGCUAUCUAUUCACCAGAAAAGCCAUCACCGGCUAAACGCGACCAGCAUCACGAUUCUUAUAAACUACCUCGGAUGGGCUCGCCGGCCUCUUCGCUAGAUGAAUCAUUUGAUGUAGAUGAGAGCGAAAUGCUAGAUAUUGCCCAGUCGCCAGGGGGCAACCAUUUCUCCAACAGACCCCCGUCCCUUAGCCCGCCGGAUAAUCGCAAUCUGUCCACGCCAAUGCAGAGCCCCUCGGCCACGACGCCAAAAGAGGACCUGUUGAUGUCGGAGGAUUAUAAUUCAGUAUUCAAGUCACGGCCCAAGAUUGCGCUGUCGCCAACGUUCACUCCGUCCGCUGGGACACCCGAGCGACCACCGGGCCUGUCUUUGAUGUCUGGGGUAGAGGGCACACCCUCGGCGGGAUACUCGGAGGACGAAAGUGAAGACGACAAUUACCUUAUAUCAUCACCGUUGGGGCUGAGGAGUGAGAGGAGGAGGAGGAGGAGGAUGUAAUGAAUUGCCGGCAUCGUGGUAACAUAGUAUUUGUAUUAGUGUGACAGUAGUCGUGGUUUGGUUUCAUUCCUUGAUUCAUUUCUAUGUACAAAGAGGUCCUUGUCUGGUCCCCGUCCGC
This is a messenger RNA of Tuber aestivum (summer truffle), 2810 nucleotides long. Lineage: Eukaryota; Fungi; Ascomycota; Pezizomycetes; Pezizales; Tuberaceae. The record is from the annotation of a GenBank genome assembly.